AUGGAAUCUGACCUUCAUCAAGUAAUUAAGGCGAACGAUGACCUUACACCUGAGCACUUCCAAUUCUUCCUCUAUCAGCUGCUGAGAGCUCUGAAGUACAUCCACACAGCCAACGUGUUCCACCGAGACUUGAAGCCGAAGAACAUCCUGGCGAACGCUGACUGUAAACUAAAAAUAUGCGACUUUGGCUUGGCUAGGGUUGCUUUCAGCGAUGCGCCAACGGCCAUUUUCUGGACGGAUUACGUGGCCACGAGAUGGUACAGAGCCCCUGAACUGUGUGGCUCUUUCUUCUCCAAGUACACUCCCGCCAUUGACAUCUGGAGCAUAGGGUGCAUCUUCGCCGAGCUUCUGACUGGGAAACCGUUGUUCCCUGGGAAGAAUGUGGUUCACCAACUCGAGCUCAUGACCGACCUUCUGGGAACGCCUUCACCAGAGUCGAUCGCCAAGGUUCGAAACGAAAAGGCACGGAGAUAUCUUGGGAGCAUGCGGAAGAAGCAACCAAUGCCAUUGUCGGCGAAGUGCCCGAACGCGGACCCGCUUGCUGUGAAGCUGAUGGAGAAGAUGCUCGCAUUUGAUCCGUCACACAGGCCGACUGCCGAGGAGGCUCUUGCCGACCCUUACUUCAAGGGCCUGGCCAAGGUUGAAAGAGAACCUGCGGCUCAACCCAUCACCAAGGUGGAAUUUGAGUUUGAGAGGCGAAGACUGAACAUGGACGAUGUCAGAGAGCUCAUCUACCGCGAGAUUCUGGAGUAUCAUCCUCAGAUGCUGAAGGACUUCCUCAACGGGACGGAUCCUGGAAACUUCUUGUAUCCAAGUGCUGUGGACCAGUUCCGACGUCAGUUCCACACCCUAGAAGAGCAUUAUGGCAAGGCGGGCGACGCACCGUCGCUGGAGCGCCAGCAUGCCUCCCUCCCAAGGGAACGCGUUGCUGGUGAGAGGAAUGAACCACGGGAUGAGGCUCAGUUGGAAGAGGAGAGGAGACGAAGAGCAGCAAGGCAGCAAAGGGCAUGGGCACAAUCAGGAUACAAGGCUGGAGUGGGGCAGCCUGCAGCGCGCCCUGGCAGGGUAGUGGGGUCCAGUGGAGGAGCAAUGAACGGUGCACAGAGAGACGAUGUGCGGCGGUACGCUCGCACAGCAGCACUGAGUGCGCAGUCCCCGUUUCACAUCGGCAGCCAACUAGAAGACUCCACCAGGAAACCAGCGAGGCAGGAGGCAGGAGCUAGAUAA
Molecule: messenger RNA, 1227 nt
Organism: Closterium sp. Naga37s-1
Lineage: Eukaryota; Viridiplantae; Streptophyta; Zygnematophyceae; Desmidiales; Closteriaceae
Source: the annotation of a GenBank genome assembly